Messenger RNA from Wickerhamiella sorbophila, 978 nucleotides. RefSeq lists its product as hypothetical. The record is from RefSeq and is a predicted model, not a curated record. The transcript has a single exon. Lineage: Eukaryota; Fungi; Ascomycota; Dipodascomycetes; Dipodascales; Trichomonascaceae. The coding region runs from base 1 to 978 and encodes 325 amino acids.
AUGCCUUCGCCCAUUUUUUUGUCGCGGCCGCCUCCGGGGUUUUCUGUGGCGGCAAUAGCGCGAGGAAUGCAGUUGACAUUUGUUGGUAGUUACCGAGCGCUGCAAAAUCCAGAACUGCCGAAAUACGGCUACUAUCGCAAGGCCAUGGUGCUUAUAGUCUGGUCCUUGGGCCUGGAGUUGGGGCUGAGGCUCGCGUUUGGCAUUCUUCGCUGGGGGCUUAUGCUCUGUGGGGCGAGUGCGUCGGUAGUCGACAGUCUGAUGUGGACUUUGAAUGAGGUGCUGCUAAUGCGCCAGUUUCUCAUCAUGCUUUGCAACGACCCCAGGUUGAUGGAUGACGUAUUCGUACGGUCUCUACAGUUUGUGGAUCUCACGAACAAGCAGAAGCAUCCUAACGAAAGUGUGCGACUGUACAGCCCGAUCAUUGAAAUGAAGGAGGUGAAUGUUGCCGGUAACAUGCGCAUGAGCUCGUGCAAACGGCUGCUUCGUCGCUUCGCUAAACGCACCCUAUACUUUUUGGGAGUGGGGGUCCUCAGUCGUAUCCCGCGGGUCGGAAUGCUUGUCGUGCCUCUUAUUGCAUUUCAAAGCCUACAAAGCUAUAUCGGCAGCGAUUCUGCGAUUGGCGUGUUUCUGCUUGCCAUGGUUCUUCCCCAGCAUUAUUUCCUAGUGCUUCUUGCAGUAAUGAACGGAUCAAGAGCACUCAUGAACGACCUUUUGCGACCGUACUUUGCUCGCCUGCCGUUCAAUCACAGCUCCAAACGCCUAUGGUUCCAGAACCGUCAAGCAGUUCUCAUAGGCUUUGGGUUUGCAUUUUAUCUUCUAUCCCGUUUACCCUAUGUUGGAUUACUUGUCUACGGGUUCGCAUCUGCAGCUACUGCAUAUCUGGUGACCAAAGUCACAGACCCUCCUCCGGAAAACCAAAUGGAGUUGGGCGUAUGGACAGAACAACAAAGCCUUUGGACAAAACCUAUCUAUGAUUAA